Messenger RNA from Engraulis encrasicolus (European anchovy), 2616 nucleotides. It is a transcript of the gene fbxl4, whose product is annotated as F-box and leucine-rich repeat protein 4. Gene Ontology annotation, cellular component: SCF ubiquitin ligase complex. The record is from RefSeq and is a predicted model, not a curated record. The coding region runs from base 469 to 2388 and encodes 639 amino acids. Gene Ontology annotation, molecular function: protein binding. The transcript is spliced from 8 exons. Lineage: Eukaryota; Metazoa; Chordata; Actinopteri; Clupeiformes; Engraulidae. Gene Ontology annotation, biological process: SCF-dependent proteasomal ubiquitin-dependent protein catabolic process.
UCUGAAAUAAGGAUGUUCACGUUCGCUAACAUAGAUGGCUAGUCUUUUGCCGUCACCAUAUAUACCGUUGUGAUAAAAGUGGAAUCGUUGCAGAAAGUGUGAUGAAUGGGUAUAUCUGUUCAAAGUUGUGCUGCAUGGGGUUUGGCCUGAUGGCUUUGGGUGUAUAAAUCGCUACCAGGAGCCCCUCAUCACCUUUCUGCUGCUGUGUUACCCCAAACUGUACUUCCUUACUGGAGGGAAGAGCUUGGAGGAGAGGGGAAUAGCAGCAGUGGUGAGGGAGUGAUAUCCGUUGUGUGGUGCUUGGGGUGGUGGGUGGUGGUGGUGGCCUACGACUAAUCCUUACACAACUGCCUGACGCAAAUCCGUCCUGCUGCCAGCACUGCGGAGUGGCUUCAGCCUCCUCCUCCUCUUCCUUCUCCCCCUCCCCCUCCUCCUCCUCCCCCAGUGUGGUGGCCCCCGUCCUGGUCCAUGUUCCCUAUGCUAACGCUGCUGAGCAUGUUCUACUACAUCUGUCUGCGGCGGCGCUGUAGGAGUGGGUCGCGGAGCGAAUCGCUGGGUAGCCGCAGGGCUGUGGAGCUGGCGGGCCAGAGGUCCUCCGGGACACUAGGGGUCCUAGGUGGCAGUGGCAGCAUCAACACCGGCAGCAGUGGCGGCGAGCUGGAGCAGUAUGCCAAGGAAGUCCUGGACUUCAGCUCGCACUACGGCAGCGAGAACAGCAUGUCCUACACCAUGUGGAACCUGGCGGGGGCGCCCAACGUCUACCCGAGCUCGGGCGACUUCACGCAGACGGCGGUGUUCCGGACGUACGGCCACUGGUGGCAGCAGUGCCCCAGCGCGCCCGCGCCCUACCGCCGCACGCCCAGCUCCUUCCACAGCACCGACUUCCUGGAGCUGGCCUUCGAGGAGCCCGUCUACCCCACGGCUGUGGAGGUGCUGGAGACCUACCACCCGGGCGCCGUGGUGCAGAUCCUGGCCUGCUCCCUCAACCCCUUCACCCAGAACCCGCCCACUGACGUACGGUGGGAGGUGCUGUGGUCCGGGGAGCCCACCAAGGCGCCCACCCCGACCUCGCGCCAGUUCUCCCCCGGCGUGCGCCCGCUCAGCUUCCCCACCAACCUGCUGCGCGUGGAGGUGAACAGCGGCCUGCUGGACUACUACACGGAGCUGGACGCCGUGGUGCUGCGCGGGGUGCGCGAGCGGCCCAUGCUGGCCCUCUACAAGAUGCCCCUCAUCGACAUGAGCGACCUCAGCGACGGCGAGGACGAUACGCUCGCCGCCAUCGGCAGCCAGCGCAACGUGGCGGGAGCGGGAGGAGAUGACGGCAAGCAGCAUGGCGGCGGGAGCUCGGGGAAUGGCUACUUUGACAAGCUGCCUUACGAGCUGAUCCAGUUGAUCGUGAGCCACCUGUCUCUGCCGGACCUGUGUCGUCUGGGCCAGAGCUGCAAGCUGCUGCAGCAGCACUGCUGUGACCCGCUGCAGUACCAGCAGCUGAGCCUGCAGCCCUACUGGGCCACCCUGACGGACGCCUCGCUGGGCCACCUCCAGCCACGCUGCGCCCUGCUGCAGAGGCUCAACGCCUCCUGGACCGGCAACCGCGGCGCCCUCACCUCCAACGGUUUCUGCAGUUUCCUGAAGGUGUGUGGGGCGGGCCUGGUGAGUCUGGAGCUGUCGUGUUGCCACUUCCUGUGCGAGGCCAGCCUGGAGGCCAUCGCCCUGACCUGCCCCGCGCUGCAGGAGCUCAACCUGGCCUCCUGCGACCGCCUGCAGCCCCACGCCUUCAGCCACGUCAGCAAGCUCACCGGCCUCAAACGACUGGUGCUCUACCGCACCAAAGUAGAGCAAACGGCCCUGCUGAGUAUCCUGACUUUCUGCCCAGAGCUACAGCACCUCAACCUGGGCAGCUGCGUCAGGAUCCAGGACUACGACGUGAUCGCCAGCAUGCUGGCGGUGCGCUGCCGGGGCCUGCUGUCGCUGGACCUGUGGCGCUGCCCCAGCCUGACGGAGCGGGGCCUGGGGGAGCUGGCGCUGGGCUGCGGGCGCCUGGAGGAGCUGGACCUGGGCUGGUGCUCCACGCUGCAGAGCAGCUCCGGCUGCUUCCAGACGCUGGUGCGACGCCUGCCGCGCCUGCGCAAGCUCUUCCUCACCGCCAACCGCAGCGUGUGCGAUCAGGACGUGGAGGAGAUGGCCAACUGCUGCCCCAAGCUGCAGCACGUGGACAUACUAGGAACGCGGAUGGUCAGCCCCGCCUCCCUGAAGAAGCUCCUCCAAUCGUGUCCGGAUCUGAAGCUGGUCGACGUGUCCUUCUGCUCCCAGAUUGACACGCGAGUCGUCCAGGAGCUCUCCUCCGUCUUCCCCAAUGUGGCCAUCAAGAAAAGCUUCACACAGUGAUGUACUGUACUCUACACACACAGAGGCAAAGACACACACUCCUCACUUGUCACUUGUCACUCACGCAAACAAACAAACCAACUCCCCGGACACACACACACACAAACAAACACAACCAUGCUGCACAGGCCAAAGGAAAUGAACAUCAGCAGCUGUUACAAGUGUGUGUGUGUGUGUGUGUGUGUGUGUGUGUGUGUGUGUGUGUGUGUGUGUGUGUGUGUGUGUGUG